AUGAGACUCGGCCGGUCCACCUUGAUGGCCAUGGCUGUGGUCGUGGUUAUGCUUCUUGCUGCGGCUGAGGCCCGUCAAGCGCAGCAGCUAGAUGGCGUUUGGUAUGAGUCCCUCUCGGCUUCUGACUGCAAAUCCUUCAAGGGAGAGAGAAAUGAACCAUCGACUAGCCAAGCUAUACCUGCCGUAUUUCGUAACGGCGCCUGGAGUCCCGGCCAUUCCACCAGCCGCAACGCCUACAUAGCUGCAUUGCUAUCCAAGGAUGUGUACUUCAAGCACGUGAUUGAGCCACAUGCCGGUCGAGCCGCGCGCCAUAACUUCACUCUCUUCGCGCAGCUAUUUUGCCGCGCUAUGGUCCACCUGGGCGCCGAUGAUUGCGAGGUGGCGGCGGGUGCUGAGGCUCUAGUGUGGGCAGUGGUCCGAGCGGGGCCAUCAGUAAUGCUGGUAGUGAGGGGAUCCAACAGCCCGCAGAACUGGAUUACCGACCUGGCUUCCUUCCGUCGUAUCAAUGUGGCAGAUUUCGGCGGGGGAGUCCGGGGCACGAAUGUGGCGCAAGGGUUUUACCAGGUGUUCGCUGCCAAUCGGCGACACAUCAUAAAUCGAGUGCGCGCUGCCAUGGAUACGGCGACUGAGGCAGCCGCCGCAGCAGCGGCAGCAGUUGCUCCCUCAACCGUUGGCGGCCGCGGGAGCGGCGCGUACGGCAGCGUCGUCAGCGAUGACGGCCACGAUGGCCACAGCCCACGGCUGUGGGUGUUCGGCCACAGCUUGGGUGGCGCAGUAGCGCUCAUGGCAGCGUCGUAUCUUGCCGUACAGGAAGGUCUGACUCCAACCGGCGUCUACACGUUCGGCUGCCCCCGUGCGGGAGAUCACACCUGGGAACAGGCCUACAAGUUGCAUGACGUCACGCUGAGGCUUGAGAAUGCGGGCGACAUCGUCCCCGCGCUGCCUUUCGGUUCCGCCUGGCGGCACGUGGGCUCGGCGGCGCCUAUCCAGGCCUGCAGGAGCUUGCAACCGCAGCCGCCGCCGCCGCCGCCCGUCACGGCGUUAGUUACAGCGGCGGAAGGAGAAACUGUUCGGCAGCUUCGCGGCGCGGACGAGGGUGCCGGCGGUCGUGAGGACGACACGAUUGUGGCGACAGCGAAAGCCGAGUCCAACGGCAUGGGGACGGCAACCGACGUAGCAUUUCCAUUUCCCCCCCGGUCUUUCCGAGACCAUUGGGUGCAAACUUACGUGCUGGUGAUGUGGUCGUGUCUGCCCGAGUCCGACCAGGAUCUGGUUCCGGGGCCGGAAGAUCUGUACGACAGGCUUGACACAGAAGUUGCAUGA
Molecule: messenger RNA, 1323 nt
Organism: Volvox carteri f. nagariensis
Lineage: Eukaryota; Viridiplantae; Chlorophyta; Chlorophyceae; Chlamydomonadales; Volvocaceae
Exons: 7
Coding region: 1-1323 (440 amino acids)
Biological process (GO): lipid metabolic process
Source: RefSeq, a predicted model, not a curated record